AAGGGGCAGCAGAGAGAAGGCAAUCCGCACAAGUCACAACAGCCAGCGUACGGGUGAGAGGUGAUCGCGGCGGCAGCGAAGGCGAAGGCAGCAGCUGCCACAGGAUUGGAGUAAGAAAAGCUUCUAACAUAGGCAAGGACGUUAAGAGAAGACGAGAGAGUGAGGCCGAAGUGGUUCCGAAAAGAUGUUGCAUAGCAAGACAUUCGUCAAGAAAACUAGAGGCGGCAAAGUGAACAAGCAAGUCAGAGAGCACUAUCUCAGAGACGAUAUUUACUGUGGAGCUCCAAUAUGCAAAGUCUGUGAUUCCUCCGCUGCUCGCUUGAGUCCUUCUGCUUCCACCAUUCUCAUUGUCGACACCAAUGUGGUUCUCCAUCAGAUUGAUUUGCUUGAGAAUCCAGCAAUUGAUGAUGUGGUCAUGCUCUCAAUCGUGCUGGAGGAGGUUAAGAACAAGAACAUGGCGGUGUAUAAUAGAGUCAGAUCUCUCUGCAGCAAUUCCAUGAGACGAUUCUUUGUGUUUGCCAACGAACACCAUAAGGAUACUUUUGUCAAGGAAAUGAAUAAAGAAAGUAAAAAUGAUCGUAAUGACAGAGCUAUCCGGGUGGCUGCUCAGUGGUAUCAGAAUCAUCUUGGUGGUGCAGCUCGGGUUUUACUUAUAACUAAUGAUAGAGAGAAUAAGAGGAAGGCUAUUGAAGAGGGCAUUUCUGCAGAGACAGUUGAGUCAUAUGUGAAAUCAUUGGAUCAACCGAAUUUGCUUGACCUGCUGGUCCAACCUGCAUCAGAAGAUGUCAACAUGGAGGAAGUUGAAGAUUUGAGACCGUCAAAGAGGAAAGUUAUUUAUGCAGAGCAUAAGCCAAUGUCUGAGAUUACUUCUGGUUUGCACCGUGGAAUAUACCAUCAAGGAAAACUUCGUGUUAAUCGCUAUAAUCCCUUUGAAGCUUAUGUCGGGAGUGAGAGCAUUGGUGAUGAAAUAAUUAUUUAUGGGCGUGCAAACAUGAAUAGAGCCUUUGAUGGUGACAUUGUAGCGGUAGAACUUCUGCCUCAAGAUCAGUGGUAUGAAGAGAAGUCUCUAUCCAUAGCUGAUGAAGAGGAUGGGGAAGAAGAUGUUCAUCUUGUGCCAAACAGCGCUGAUGAUGCUCCCAGAACUACAAAUGUUGUGCAAGGUUCUGCAGGAGACACAAAAAUUGUGUCAUCUCGUCCAUCUGGCGUUGUUGUUGGUAUUAUAAAGCGGAAUUGGCACUCUUAUUGUGGAUCUUUGGAGCCAAUGCCCUUGCCUGCAGGUAGUGGAGGUACAGCCCAUGCCUUAUUUGUCUCCAAAGAUCGCAGGAUUCCUAAGAUUCGAAUCCAAACUCGACAGCUUGAAAAUCUUCUCGACAAGCGAAUUAUUGUGGUAGUUGAUUCUUGGGACCACCUAUCUCGAUAUCCUUCUGGCCACUAUGUACGGACCAUUGGAGAAAUAGGCGAUAGAGAUACUGAAAGUGAGGUAGUCUUGAUAGAGAAUGACAUAAACUCAAGACCAUUUUCUUCUCAAGUUCUGGCAUGCUUGCCAUCAUUGCCGUGGUCAGUGUCUUCUGAAGAUUUGGCAAAUCCUAUCAGGCAGGAUUUGCGGCAUUUGCGUGUCUUUAGUGUGGAUCCUCCUGGAUGCAAGGAUAUUGAUGAUGCACUGCACUGUAUAACUCUUCCAAAUGGAAAUUUUGAAGUUGGAGUUCAUAUUGCUGAUGUUACGAAUUUUGUGCUCCCUGGCACCCCACUUGAUGAUGAGGCUACCCAAAGGGGCACAUCUGUCUACCUUGUUGAGCGACGGAUUGACAUGCUUCCCAAACCUUUGACAGAAGACAUAUGUUCGCUUCGUGCAGAUGUUGAAAGGCUAGCUUUCUCUGUUAUUUGGGAAAUGACAUCUGAAGCAGAGAUUAUUUCGAAAAGAUACACAAAAAGUGUGAUAAAAUCUUCUGCAGCAAUGUCUUACAUUGAAGCUCAGGCGAGGAUGGAUGAUAGUCGAUUGAUGGAUCCACUAACAACAGAUUUGCGAAGUAUGAAUUCUUUAGCAAAGAUAAUGAGGUUUAAGCGUAUUGAGAGAGGGGCUUUAACUCUUGCUUCUGCAGAAGUCAAAUUUCAAAUUGACACUGAGACUCAUGACCCCCUUGAUAUUGGCAUGUACCAGAUUAGGGAAGCAAACCAAAUGGUUGAGGAGUUUAUGCUUGCUGCUAAUGUUUCAGUGGCAGAAAAAAUCCUUAAACAUUUUCCUGUUAUUUCACUUUUAAGGCGACAUCCUAGUCCAACCAGGGAAAUGCUUGAACCUUUGCUGCGUACGGCUGCUGCUGUUGGUCUCAACUUGGAUGUCUCUUCAUCCAAGGCAUUGGCUGAUUCACUUGACCAUGCUGUGGGUGAUGAUCCAUACUUCAACAAGCUGAUAAGGAUAUUGGCAACCAGAUGCAUGACACAGGCAGUUUAUUUCUGUAGCGGGGAUCUCAGCCCUCAAGAAUAUCAUCAUUAUGGGCUUGCAGCACCUCUGUAUACACAUUUUACUUCACCUAUAAGGAGAUAUGCAGAUGUCAUUGUACACCGAUUGCUUGCUGCAUCUUUAGAGAUACACAAACUUCCAUCGAUAUUCCAAGACCAACCGCAACUUACUAGUAUUGCUGACAAUUUAAAUUAUCGGCAUAGAAAUGCCCAGAUGGCGAGUAGGGCCUCAGUAGAGCUACAUACUCUCAUCUACUUCAGAAAACGGCCCACAGACACGGAGGCCAGAAUAGUGAAGAUAAGAGCCAAUGGCUUUAUUGUGUUUGUGCCCAAGUAUGGUAUAGAAGGUCCUGUGUACUUGACACCGAGAAGUGAGAAGGGUGGUGGAGAAUGGUUUGUAGAUGAGCAACAACAGAAGAUUAAAAAGAUGGAUGGUAGCCUUUCUUUUAGUGUUUUGCAGACAAUAAGAAUUCACAUGGAGGUUGUGGAGCCACAACCCAAUCGUCCAAAACUCCAGCUCACCCUUAUUUAGAUGAGCCCGUGGCAUGUUACAUUGUAACUCAUUAGCAGCGUUUUAUGGAACUAUAGUGAUGUUUCAUUUGAAACAUCGAGGGUGGAGCACUGUGGACUAGGGAGGAAUGUAGUACUAUUGUAAUAUAGCUCGAUUUGAUUUAUUUGA
Juglans microcarpa x Juglans regia is the source of this 3136-nucleotide messenger RNA. Its product is annotated as exosome complex exonuclease RRP44 homolog A. The transcript has 24 exons. The record is from RefSeq and is a predicted model, not a curated record. Gene Ontology annotation, cellular component: nuclear exosome (RNase complex); cytoplasmic exosome (RNase complex). NCBI's taxonomy places the organism in Eukaryota, Viridiplantae, Streptophyta, Magnoliopsida, Fagales, Juglandaceae. The coding region runs from base 185 to 2989 and encodes 934 amino acids. Gene Ontology annotation, molecular function: 3'-5'-RNA exonuclease activity; endonuclease activity; RNA binding. Gene Ontology annotation, biological process: rRNA catabolic process.